AGGCCAUGUGAGUACAGCAUGCAAUGGAACAAACCCUGCAGACCCUGGGGAGAAUCAAAGCAAGAGAGAGCCUGCGGUGGGGGAGAGGAAAAAUGCCCUUUGAUGCAAGGGAUGCCCUGCUGGUACUGCCUAUCGCAUCUACUGCCAGCAUGGUCCUUCUCUCUCCUUUUCAGUGGUUUGCCAUCUCUUGAGGGUUGCAGGGAGAGCACAGUCAUCCAGCCCAGUUUGCAGGCCAGAUGCUGCUUCAAGUGGAAAUGUUCCUUCUCCAUUUUGCAGAGGAAGUUCAUCUGGAGUGUCUGAGGUGUCACUUCCUGACUAUAAGUAAGAAGAGACAUCAGUUAGACAAAGUACCUUCUGGCAAGCUUAUUUUAUUGCUGCUUUACUGCAAACACUGUCUUCUACCAUGACUUUCUGCAAGGUAUAAGGUAGUUACGAGGCACAGCAAAAUUCAGUGACUGAAGUGAAGCAAUACAUUAACAAGGUUCUGCAGGAGCACAUAAAAACAUGGAAUAGAAAGCAGUAUUUGAACAACUUGAUUAUAAAAAAAAUACACAAACAUUUUAUGUCCAAGGUGAAAGCUGCCAAUACAGCUUUUAACAUGUGACAGCACGUCACAUUAACUUCCUUAACUAACUUUGAGCAGGGAAUUAAACUAAGCACAGGCAUCAUCUUCCACAUGCUGCGCUGAGGUGCUGACCAUUCUGUACGGUGCAUUUCACAGCUCACACAAAGCUUCUGCUUCACUAUAGCAGAAAGGCCAUCAUAGGACAAAAUAAUUCAGAAGUUUAUUGUGUAUUGGUUCAUAGUUAUUUCGUGGCAGCCUGAAAAGACCUCUGUGAGGAUCCCACUAGGCACCGCGGCAGAGCUAGUCCACGCUGACGUCUUCGCGCUUACCUCGGAGCUCUCAAACUCCCGAUUCGCUGCCUCGAAAAUGCCCAUCGGUGCCGCGGCCUCCUCCGUCUGCUGGGACUCUGCGGGAAGAGGCGUGCGCAGUGUCGAACUGUAGAGGCACACAACGCCUCGCCCCCCCCGCCCCAGCCCCCGCCCGCAGCUCACCCCAGUGCAGCGGCCGCAGGUGCCGCAGAUAGCGGUCGCGCAUGGCCUGCCAGCUGUGCCGCGUCAGCCCAGUGCACUCCAGUUCCUUCCAUAGCGCCGUACCACUCACCCGCGCCCCGCUCCGCUCGCGCACGGCCCGCAGCAGCGCCGCGUCUUCCGCCUCGGUAAAGGGAAGGCGGCCACGCGGAGAGGCAGCGAGCGGCGCGGGGCCGCUGUGCCGGUAGAGGUCUAGCGGCAGCCUCCGCUGGCUCUCCACACACGCUACCACGUAGUCGGUGGAGACGGCCCCGUCAGGCGCCGGCUCCCCGGGCUGCACUAGGUGCACGGCGCCCGGCUCCUGCACGCGGCACAGCCCCGCACCCCCCGCCAGCAGCAGCGGCGCCAGGCGCAGUUUGGCCAUCCCAGGCCGUAUGUAGAAGCGCAUGGGGGUGCCGUCCUCCCACACAAACACCUUCCGUGGGGGUGCCGCCAUCUCCGCGCCCGCUGCGCAGGCGCACCGAUACCGGAAGGGCGGGACAGAGUCGGGAAGAUGGCGGCCGCGGCGGAGCGGGAGUUCGAUGCAGCGGACGCUGAGUCGCACCUCAGUAAAAAGUGAGGGUGGGGGGGCCGGCGGGGCUGGGGAGGAGUGUAAGGGCGAGGCAGGGCAGGUGAGGCGAAGCGUACGUCUGGCUGACACGGGUGCGAAUCCGCUCGACCGUCCGUCGGAGCGCGCCAUGCUGAGCCCUGCUGCUGUGCGGCUCCUCGGCUGGGCCCGGAGGGCCGCGCCCGCGCUCCGCUGGUGCCAGGUACCUCAUGGCCGAAGCAGCGAACUGAAGAGACGUCUGAAGGCUGAGAGAAAAAUCGCUGAAAAGGAGGCAAAGCAUAAAGAACAAAGUGAAAAGCAUCCAAAUAAGCCUUCCUUGGCUACUGAUUCAGAGGAUAACAUUGGUGCUGAUGAGGAAAGCUUGGAUCCAAAUCAAUACUACAAGAUCCGUAGUCAUGCAAUCCAGCAGCUGAAGGGCACCAAUGAAGAUCCUUACCCCCACAAGUUCCAUGUAGACUUAUCUCUCUCAGAUUUUAUAGAGAGGUACAGUCACUUACAGCCAGGAGAUCACCUGACAGAUAUUACAGUGAGUGUGGCAGGUCGUAUCCAUGCAAAGCGUGCCUCUGGAGGGAAACUGAUUUUCUAUGAUCUUCGUGGUGAAGGAGUCAAGUUGCAGGUCAUGGCAAAUUCCAGGCUUUACAAGUCUGAGGAAGAAUAUUUCCGUAUUAACAACAAACUGCGUCGUGGGGACAUUAUUGGUGUUGUGGGGAAUCCUGGGAAAACAAAGAAAGGAGAACUGAGUAUUAUUCCUUAUGAAAUAACUCUUUUAUCUCCAUGCCUACACAUGUUGCCUCAUCUUCACUUUGGCCUCAAAGACAAGGAAACUAGAUAUCGGCAGAGAUAUUUGGAUUUAAUUCUUAACGAUUAUGUGAGGCAGAAAUUUAUAACCCGUGCAAAGAUUGUGACAUAUAUUCGGAGCUUUCUGGAUGAAUUGGGCUUCCUUGAGAUUGAAACUCCUAUGAUGAAUAUAAUUCCAGGUGGAGCUAUGGCAAAACCUUUUAUCACAUACCACAAUGAGCUGGAUAUGAAGUUGUAUAUGAGAAUUGCUCCAGAGCUUUACCAUAAGAUGUUGGUGGUUGGAGGCCUGGAUAGAGUGUAUGAAAUUGGACGUCAGUUCCGGAAUGAAGGAAUUGAUUUGACUCACAACCCUGAGUUCACAACUUGUGAAUUCUACAUGGCUUAUGCAGACUACCGUGAUUUGAUGGAAAUAACAGAGAAGUUGCUUUCAGGGAUGGUGAAGCACAUUACUGGAAGUUACAAGAUCACUUACCAUCCAGAUGGUCAAGAUGGACAGGCCUAUGAGAUAGAUUUUACCCCUCCCUUCCGGCGCAUUAGUAUGGUGGAUGAACUGGAAAAGACUUUAGGAGUGAAAUUUCCAUCAACUGAGUCUUUUGAAACUGAAGAAACUCGAAGGUUCUUUGAUGACCUCUGUGCAGUGAGAAAUGUGGAGUGUCCACCUCCUAGGACAACAGCCAGGCUUCUUGACAAAUUAGUCGGUGAAUUCCUCGAAGUCACUUGUAUCAACCCAACUUUCAUCUGUGAUCAUCCACAGAUCAUGAGUCCUCUAGCCAAAUGGCAUCGCAUUCAUCGGGGACUAACAGAACGCUUUGAGCUCUUUGUGAUGAAGAAGGAAGUGUGUAAUGCAUACACAGAACUGAAUGAUCCUUUCCAGCAGCGGCAGCUUUUUGAAGACCAGGCUAAGGCAAAAGCUGCAGGUGAUGAUGAAGCCAUGUUUAUCGAUGAAAACUUCUGCACUGCACUGGAGUAUGGCCUUCCCCCUACAGCUGGCUGGGGCAUGGGAAUCGAUCGCUUCACCAUGUUCCUUACUGAUUCCAGUAAUAUCAAGGAGGUGCUUCUGUUCCCAGCGAUGAAACCGGAGGACAAGAAGAAGGAGGGGCAUCUUGAGCAGCCCGCCGAAGGCACCUCUGUGUAAAGCCCAGGGCUGGUCAUGAGUAAACGCAGCGAUGUAUGCCGUG
Messenger RNA from Gallus gallus (chicken), 3615 nucleotides. It is a transcript of the gene KARS1, whose product is annotated as lysyl-tRNA synthetase. Gene Ontology annotation, cellular component: aminoacyl-tRNA synthetase multienzyme complex; nucleus; cytosol. Gene Ontology annotation, molecular function: ATP binding; lysine-tRNA ligase activity; tRNA binding. NCBI's taxonomy places the organism in Eukaryota, Metazoa, Chordata, Aves, Galliformes, Phasianidae. Gene Ontology annotation, biological process: lysyl-tRNA aminoacylation; positive regulation of macrophage activation; diadenosine tetraphosphate biosynthetic process. The record is from RefSeq and is a predicted model, not a curated record. Bases 1479 to 3572 code for a protein of 697 amino acids. The transcript has 15 exons.